UGUAAAUGGUCCUGCAGUCUCCUGGGAUAUGUCUCAGGAGCAGCGCCGGACCAACCAUUCGGGAUCUCAGGCAUUGCACGAGGGCCCGGGGAGAGUAGGAGGCCCCAUAAGCAGAGCACUCUGGUGUAGUUUUGUCUGGGUGUGGCUUGAGUGGGGGUGGGGACACAGGGGGCCCCAUGAUCUCCAAUUGCCCACAGCCCUCAUGAGUUGUCAGUUCACUCCUGCCUAGGAUGACAGGUACCCACUCCCACUUCUGGCUCAGUUCAGCAUAGCAGAGGUUCUUCCCCCCAC
Staurois parvus is the source of this 291-nucleotide messenger RNA. The record is from the annotation of a GenBank genome assembly. NCBI's taxonomy places the organism in Eukaryota, Metazoa, Chordata, Amphibia, Anura, Ranidae.